GCGGACGGUUAGUUGCAAGUGUAGUUUUGCCACACCCAAAACAGCUCGGGUUCCAUUUUCGAGGUCAUAGAUCGCUUGUGAGAAGGGAACCACGCCAUUUGCGGCGGCAGCGGUUCAAUCCGGUUACACCGAGCGGAUAUGCAGGGGCAGUUGAAGCAACUGGCGGGGCAUGCGACGGCAUUCUGCGGAUCACAGAAGCGGGUGAUCGAGGUCGUGGUGCACGGAGAUUGGCUGAUCGUACAGGUAGCGCUGACGGGAGAUGGAAGGAGUUUGACGUUUAUGCUGCCGGCAUUUUGCACGCCAGACGGGAUGACAAGUGUGGUAACGUCGUUUGGCGUUGGAGAGCGACGUGGAGGCGCGGGGCACAAAGAUGGGCAUCGAUGCGUAUACAUGGAAAAGCUGAAGGGCGCAGCGAGGGGCAUCGUUGAUGUUCGUGACGCCGAAGAAGGCAACAAUAAAGGGAUUUCAGGCGUCUUGGAGCGGAUGCAUGGGCCAGUUUGCCGCACAAAGUAGAGGUUUCUCCCGGUUUAGAUGGGCUACUCAGCGUCUUAGUAACCUCUCUUAAUCGUGUUGUUGCUGAAGAAAGGGCGUCGCUUAGUGA
Molecule: messenger RNA, 601 nt
Organism: Trichoderma harzianum CBS 226.95
Lineage: Eukaryota; Fungi; Ascomycota; Sordariomycetes; Hypocreales; Hypocreaceae
Exons: 1
Coding region: 139-513 (124 amino acids)
Source: RefSeq, a predicted model, not a curated record